UGUAUCAUAUCAAAGUGUAUAUAUUUAUAAUAUAUAAUAAUAUAAAAAUAUAUGCACAUAGAAGGCAUACAUAUAUAUUUAUUUUGAUGUAUGUAAGUAUUUUAAUGAUUAUUUAUUAUAAUAUGAUAUUCAACAUCCAACCCCGACCAGGUGUGUGGAUUUCUCUCUCACUGGCGAACUAACUAACGGAGACGACAGCUGAAAUGUCCCAGCUUCGGGCUCGGUCCGUGAAGUGGAUGAAAACUUGGUCAACAAGCCGCUAGUCACAGGAGCUUUCAGUCAGUCCGCGGACUUCUUCUUCUUCUUCUUCUGCACUUUGUGCCGCGGAGUACCUGCUCAUCGUUACACAACUCGCCCUCGGCCGGUGGACGCGGAGCUACGAGAGAUGCCUCUUCUCCACAGGAGAGCCUUCGUCCGACAGAGACCUCCGGCGGACCUGCGGCCGGACGAGGAGGUCUUUCUCUGUACAAUCACCCACGAAGUGUUCAGGACCUACGAUGAGUUCUUCGAGAGGACCAUCCUGUGCAACAGUCUGGUGUGGAGCUGCGCCCUUACGGGUCGAGCUGGCCUGACCUACCUGGAGGCGGUGGAGAGCGAGCGGCGGGCGAAGCACAGUCUGCAGAACUUCCCUCAGUCCCUGGUGGUGCCUCUGCUCCACCUGGUGGCCCUGAGCCGACACUGCAGGCUGACGGAGCUCUGCGACGAGGUCCACGCCUUCGUCAAAGACCGAUUCUUCCCGGGGGAGAGCGUGGACGUGAUGGGACCCAACGGAGCCAGACACGUGUGUGAGAUCCUGCAGGUUCAAUCUGCUCAUUCCAGCGCUAACGGUGUGCCGAAUGCUAACGGCCGCCCCAAGUCGGGCGACGCCAUAGUCAUCACCGACAGUGAUGAUGAGAGCAACGCCUUCCAGAGUCCCAAGGCACAGGUCAACGGGUCAGUAGGUCCAAGCAGGAGGAAGAAGAAGCCUCUGAGUCCGUCAGUGUUUAAAUACACAGUGAGGAUGAUGAAAGACGAACACAGUGACACGUUCACUGUGAAGGCCAAUCAGAUCAGUCGCAGGAAGACGACUCUGUCCAGAGAGAAGCUGAAGCUGCUGCUAAAACAACACUGUGAACCUCAGAACGGGACCAUCGUCCUCAAGUCCUCCACAGUGACGAAGUACAGACUCGCUGAACAAACCUUCUCUCAGUUCUUCCCCGAUGAACCCCCCCUGUUCCCCUUCAGCCCAGCCUCUAAAGGUGGGGGGCGUGGCUCGUCUGGACAGGCGGCGCAGGAGAAGCGGAAGCUGCUGCAGCAGAGGGAGGAGAUGGCAGCGGCGGCUCAGGACCGAGCGCGGCUGAAGAAGGAGAAGGAGGAGGCGCAGGAGGCCAAGAGGAGGGAGAGGGGGGACAAGGAGAAGAUGAAGGAGGAGCAGAGGAGGAGGUUUGAGGAGGAGAAGCAGAGGAGGAGGGAGGAGAAGGAGAGCAGGAAGCUGGAGAGAGAGAGGGAGCGAGAGAAGUUGAAGGAGGAGAAGAAGAAAUACGCCGAGCGACUGAAGCUGUGGAACAAACCCCGAGAGGACAUGGAGUGUGAGGACCUGAAGGAGCUUCCCAGUCCGGUCCCGGUGAGAACCCGUCUUCCGUCGGAUCUGUUCGGAGAUGCUCUGAUGGUUCUGGAGUUCCUGCGAGCCUUCGGCGAAGCCUUUGACCUGAAGGACGAGUUCCCCGAUGGAAUCUCCCUCGAGGUUCUAGAAGAGGCUCUGGUGGGUUCUGAUCCUGAAGGUCCUCUGUGUGAGCUGCUCUUCUUCUUCCUGUCGGCCAUCUUUCAGGCUCUGGACGAGGAACAGGAGGAGGUGAAGACAGAUCAGACAGAAGAUCUGUCGGAGGCCCUGGACGACGACUGUGAUCCCACGCAGUCGGCUCUGAGCGCCAUCGCCUCAUUGGCUGCAUCGUGGCCUCAGCUGCAUCAGGGCUGCGGUCUGAAGCGGCUCGACCUCGACAGCUGCACGCUGUCCGAGAUCCUGCGGCUGCACAUCCUGGCUUCCGGCGCCCACUGUAACCACGGCAACGCCAAGCUGCGCUACCAGAAGCAGGGCGGCUUCACGCCGAUGGACGACCCGUGUGUUGAGCUGCGAUUGGCCGAGCCGGCACUGCUGAAGAGGUUGUCGUGCACGGCAGUGUACGACCUGACGCCAGGGGAGAAGCUGAGGCUGCUGCAGGCUCUAGUGGGGAAGCUGCUGACGUUGGCGUCCAGCAGAGAUCUGAUAGAAGACUGUGUCGAGGAGCAACGAGCCGCCAGACAGGAACUGAGAGAGACGAGAGCUGAACAACACCGACGAGACCGAGAGGAGGCCGCACACAGGGUCCGUGUCCGUAGAGAGGAGAAGCUCCGGGAACAAGAGCAGAGGCUGAAGGAGAAGGAGGAGAAACUGAAGGGACGAGUCCAGAGGCUCAGUGAGACUCCUUCAUCACGACACACUGAGGAAGACGAGCAGAUGAAGACUGAAGCGAAAGACGACCAGAGAGACCGACCCCAGACGACCUCUGACCCCUGCCCCCCCAGCAGCCUGAGCACAGAGGAGAUGGAGGUGGAGCAGGAGAAGGUUCAAGAGCUGCAGGAGCGGAUCCAUAAGGCGGCGGCCUGCACCUGCCUACUGCCUCUGGGCCGGGACCGGCUGUACCGCCGAUACUGGCUCCUCCCCUCUGCCGCCGCUCUGUUUGUGGAGGACGACGCCUUCGGCCUGACAGAGGACAUGCUGGAGCCAAGCCCAAAACCUGCGCAGGACGCCACAACCAUGAUGGAAGACGAGGCGGUUGUGAAGGAGGAGCCUGCUGAGGGAAGCACCGGUUCAAGCCCCGCCCCCCUCCACACCUGCAGCCCACCCGUCGCCCGUCCCAACCAAUGGUCUUUCUACAGCUCGGUGGAGGAGGUGGAUCAGCUGAUCGAGGCUCUGAACCCUCGAGGUCACAGAGAGAGUGGCCUGAAAGAGGCGCUGCUGCAGGAGAGAGACAGACUCACACAGCUGCUACACACCUGUGACAGGAGCAAGUUCACACACACAGAUGAUCCCGAGUCGUCCAGAUCUGUCCCAGAAUGCACUGCUGCAGCUGAGACUCUGAUGGAAGUCCGACUGAGAGACCUGCUGCUGGACAUCGAGGACCGCAUCCACCAGGGAACUCUGGGAACUCUGAAGGUGAUGGACAGACAGGUGUGGCGCUCGGCACUGGAAGCUGGAAACUACGAGCUGCUGAGUUCUGAAGGCCGCGAGAACGGAGGGAUGAACGGACGAGUGGAGGCCGGGGAUCCGGUCAGCAGCCAGCUGAGAGCCAGAGACCGACUCCAGGAGCUGAAGUCGGACGGCGCGGCGUGUGGGACCAGCGGCAGCGGGACACCUCAGGUCGUCAGCAGCUGCGUCCGGAUCCUGGCUCAGGCCCUCGCUCACAUCGAGCAGGGCAUCGAGAGACGCUUCCUCAAAGCUCCGCUGGGUGAGGAUGACCCAAAGAAAGACCAGAAGACGAAGAAGAGCAAGAAGAAGGACGAGGACCAGGCCAGUGACGACGGCAGUGACGGUGGUCGGGUGAUGAAGACGGUGUUGGAGCGAUGGAGAGAGUCUCUACAGUCGUGUUCCAGUCUGUCUCAGGUGUUCGUCCACCUGUCCAGUCUGGAGCGGAGUGUCCUCUGGUCUCGCUCCGUCCUCAACGCUCGCUGUCGCAUCUGCAGACGCAAAGGCGAUGCCGACAACAUGCUACUGUGUGACGGCUGUGACCGGGGUCACCACACCCACUGCCUGAGGCCCCGCCUCAAGUCGGUUCCGGAGGGCGACUGGUUCUGUCCAGACUGUCGACCCAAACAGAGGUCCAGCCGUGUCCCGUCCCGUCAGCGCUCCUCCAUCGACGACGAGGAGGAGGAGGAAGAAGAGAAGGAUGACCAGGAGGAAGAGGAGGAGGAGGAGGAAGAGACAGAGGAGUCAGAAGAGGAGGAGUCAGAAGAGGAGGAGGAGGAGGAGGAGGAGGAAGAGGAGGAGGAGGAAGAGGAAGAAGUCGCAGUGAGCACCAAGAAGCAUCAGGCCCUGCUCCCUAAAGGCAAGAACGAACAGACCACUCCCCCUAAAGGCAAGAACCAACAGAUCACGCCCAAAAGCAACGCUGUCUCAGGAGGGAAAACCUCGUCAGCCUCCAAGUCCUCAGGUAAAAAGGCCAUGCCCCCUCCGUCAAAGUCCAACGUGGCUUCCGGCAGCAGAGCUGCACCGCCGCGCUCCGCCGGGAGUCGGAGCAGUGCCCGUCUGAGCCACGAGAUCCUGGCACCACCGAGCGGCAGCACAAAGACCUCACCUGGUCAGAGCGAGGGCCGCAAGAGGGCAGUGACAGACGCCACACCGCCUCCAAAACCCUCCCGCCCUGUCCUCUCCCCCGCUGCCGCCUCCUCCUCCAGCAGCAGACGCUCCUCUGGGAGGAACCACGGCGUCCACGAGCUGUCGGCCUGUGAGCAGCUGACUGUGGAGCUGGUCAGACAUGAAGACAGCUGGCCCUUCAUGAAGCUGGUGUCCAGGACUCAGGUGCCUGACUACUAUGACAUCAUCAAGAAGCCGAUCGCCCUGAGCACCAUCAGAGAGAGAGUCAACAACUGUGAAUAUCAGACAGCAGGUGAGUUUGUGUGCGACGUGGAGCUGAUGUUCUCCAACUGUCUCCAGUACAACCCCCGACACACCAACGAGGCGAAGGCCGGACUCCGCCUGCAGCACUUCUUCCACUCGGAGCUCGACCGCCUGGGCCUGUCGGAGCGAGGCCCCGCCCCCCCCGCCAAACGCUCCCGACACUGAAACACACAUACACACACACACACCUCUGACCUCACUGUGCCGUCCACUCUGCUGCGUUCUGAUAGGAGGUGGGCGGGGUUGAGAAGUUGCGAUGAUUUUCAUGAUAUUAUUUGCACCCUCCUGACCUUUGACCCCUGUCGGCCACAGUCGAAAGGUUUUGAUUGUAAUGACACGACUGGGGUCAAAGGUCACGAAGGAACCAAUCGUUGAAUUCUCAGGUUCCGGCCAGUUAACUGAGCUCGUUGUGAUUGAAGCUUCGCCCCCUCACCUGCCUCACAGCUGUGAGCCACAGAUUGUGAAUCAAGACGGAUGACGCAUCUCUUCUUCCCCCUGUUGUACAAACAUGACGCUGAAAUAUCUCAGCUACAGGCGCCGCCAUCUUGUGUUGGAGGUCCCGCCCACACGCACUGAAGUGUCCAGGGGGCGGGGCUUAAGAGCUAUACUGCGACCAGACACCAGGGGGCGAUCCAGGUGAUUUGGGAGCUGUCAUGUCAUCCAUCUUCAUUCACAGUGUUUUACUAUGAGCUGAUAAAAACCCACAGAUGACCUCCAACCUGCGGAUCUGGGUGUGUGCACGGAGGUCAUAGACACAUUCCUUCACAACCUUUCCCCCAGAAAAGCAAAAAACCACUAAAGAAACUUCAGCUUGGCACUGAAAAUAAAAAGCUGAAUAAUAAAAUGAGGCCGUUUGUUUGCUCAGGGACGAAUGUUUUGAUUUGAGGAGCGAGCGGCUCCACGUGGUCGUCUGCAGAACGUCUCAUUAAUCAAAUUGUCAACUUAACGCUGCCCGCACGUCACUAACACUGGAGGUCGCUUUCAAAAUGGCCACAAGCGACUCAAAAGUUAAAUUAAAGGAAUGAAUAUUCUAUUUUUGUACAUUUCUAAAUACAGUUUUGUGAACAGCAGGACGUCAGGAGGAAGACGCGGUGCUUUGAUUCCAAGUUCACUGACCUUUGACCUGUGUAGACCUGAGCCGCUGUGGAUUUUGUAGUUUUUGUAUUUUGACAUUAGAUUGUUUUGUUUUCAGUUGUUUUCCUCUAGUGUGUGUGUGUGUGGGGGGUGGUGGUCACACUGUACAACUACACUGGAGCAGCCCCCCCCUACAAUAUUUAUUUAGUUGCAGUCUGUUUUUCUUUAUUUAUGACUAUGAUUAUCACCUGUUCGUUGUUCUGAUGUAAAAAUAAAAACCUUUUUAUAAAAA
Scophthalmus maximus (turbot) is the source of this 5999-nucleotide messenger RNA. It is a transcript of the gene baz1a, whose product is annotated as bromodomain adjacent to zinc finger domain, 1A. The transcript is spliced from 30 exons. Gene Ontology annotation, biological process: chromatin remodeling. The coding region runs from base 386 to 4798 and encodes 1470 amino acids. Lineage: Eukaryota; Metazoa; Chordata; Actinopteri; Pleuronectiformes; Scophthalmidae. The record is from RefSeq and is a predicted model, not a curated record. Gene Ontology annotation, molecular function: protein binding.